This is a messenger RNA of Mytilinidion resinicola, 867 nucleotides long. RefSeq lists its product as uncharacterized. NCBI's taxonomy places the organism in Eukaryota, Fungi, Ascomycota, Dothideomycetes, Mytilinidiales, Mytilinidiaceae. The record is from RefSeq and is a predicted model, not a curated record. Bases 1 to 867 code for a protein of 288 amino acids. The transcript has 3 exons.
AUGACGAAAGGACGCAAGCGCAAAGCAGAUGGUAUGCCUUCUCUUAUGAUUAUUCCCUUCUCGAAAUUACUCACCAAACUCAAUGCAGAUACCGACGAUGCCUCGCCCCAACCCCGGUCGCGUCGCCGGUACGGAAGCUCUCCGGAAAAGACUCAGGACACCAAUCCACCAGUCGAACACUACGAGUCUACUAUUACCUCAAAAGAGCCCAGCCGUCCCCCAAAGCCCCCCCAUCAGCCUCAGCCCUCAGACUCCGACGCCGCAUCGUUCAAACGCAAAGUCUCCAGCGACCAAAAAGCCCUCGAGGCCCUGCUAAACAAGCAACUAAGCGAUGCCCUUGCCAACGAGCAGACCCACCGCGCCGACAUCGCCGCCCAAAUUGCCAAUAUCUUCCAAGAAGCCGCAGCAGCCCAGUCUGUCACCAAUCCGCCCAAGGGCCUCGCCGGCGCGGGUUUCUUCACCAACCUCGCCGGCGCGGGUUUCUUCACCAACCUCACCACCGCGGCGUUGCUCGUGCAGCGCUCACAUGAGAUGCUUCGUGACUACGACGCUAUGGCGAUGCGCAUUGAGGACGCGGUGCCGGAGGCCGAUAGAGCUUUGCCGGAGGUUUGGAGGGGGGAGGAGGCGCGGGUGAGGAGGGUGCUGGAGGUUGGGUAUAGGGUUGCGGUGAAGAAGGUGGAGGGGGCUUUGGGGGUGGAGAGGGAUGAGGAUGAGGAAGAGAUGGAUGGGGAUGCUUGGAAGGUGGUACGGGAGAAUUUCCAGAGGGUGCAGGCGCAGAAGGUGCUGGAUGUGGCGGGGACGGUGAGGUAUGCGGAGAGGGGGGUGAUGAGGAUGGCGAAGGGGUUGCCGUGGGAGAGGAUGGGGUGA